This is a messenger RNA of Eptesicus fuscus (big brown bat), 498 nucleotides long. RefSeq names its product pro-melanin concentrating hormone (gene PMCH). NCBI's taxonomy places the organism in Eukaryota, Metazoa, Chordata, Mammalia, Chiroptera, Vespertilionidae. The transcript has 3 exons. The record is from RefSeq and is a predicted model, not a curated record. Gene Ontology annotation, biological process: chemical synaptic transmission; behavior. Gene Ontology annotation, molecular function: melanin-concentrating hormone activity; type 1 melanin-concentrating hormone receptor binding. The coding region runs from base 1 to 498 and encodes 165 amino acids.
AUGGCAAAAAUGAAUCUCUCUUCCUACACAUUAAUACUAACUUUUUCUUUGCUUUCUCAAGCCAUUUUACUUUCAGCAUCCAAGUCCAUAAGAAAUUUAGAAGAUGAUAUGGUAUUUAACACAUUUAGGCUGGGAAAAGCCUUUCAGAAGGAAGAUACUGCAGAGAAAUCAGUCAUUGCUCCUUCCCUGCCACAAUAUAAAAAUGAUGAGAGCGGUUUCAUGGAUGAUGAGGAAAACAAAAAUUCAAGGAACGCAGGCUCCAAACAUAAUUUCUUGAAUCAUGGUCUGCCACUGAAUCUGGCUAUAAAACCUGAUCUUGCACCAAAAGGAUCUGUAGUUUUUCCAGCUGAGAAUGGAGUUCAGAAUAUUGAAUCAACACAAGAAAAGAGAGAAACUGGGGAUGAAGAAAACUCAGCUAAAUUUCCUAUAGGAAGGAGAGAUUUUGACAUGAUCAGGUGUAUGCUGGGAAGAGUCUAUCGACCAUGUUGGCAAGUCUGA